Molecule: messenger RNA, 423 nt
Organism: Arctia plantaginis
Lineage: Eukaryota; Metazoa; Arthropoda; Insecta; Lepidoptera; Erebidae
Source: the annotation of a GenBank genome assembly
AUGGAGAAACGGGAAUGUUUUGUUGACUACUACAGAGUCCUGGAAUGCGAAAGAGCGGCCACUGACGAGGAAAUUAAAAGGUGUUAUAAACGACUAGUAUUAUUAGCACAUCCCGAUAAGGUUCAAAAUGAUAAUGACCAAGGUUUUCUCCUCAUCCAGAAGGCAUGGACUGUUUUGAAAGACCCUUUAAGUCGGAAACAAUAUGAUGCAGAACUUACCUGUCAUGAGCACAGUGAGUGUUUACUUUAUGAUACAAUUUCUUUAUCUGAUAUGAAUUUAGAGUCUAGUGAAGGUGUUUACUCAUAUCCGUGUAGAUGUGGUGGUACUUAUUUGUUGAGUGCCAGUGUUUCUGUAACAUCAGAUAUUGUUAUAGGCUGUGAUGAGUGUUCGUUUUCCAUCAAAAUUGGUAAAAUGGAGAGAUGA